AUGGGCCUUUUCAAGUCGGCCAACUCCCCUGCACCUAGCGCCACGAACCGUUCCAUGACGGGCCAGUCCAUUCGUGGCAAAAUAUCAGGCCCAAUCCCCAUCCCGAAUCCCAUCGACGACGAAUUUCCCAUGCGCAACCCGGGCACCGGCAUUGCUACGCCGGUAACUGAAGGCAACAUGAGAGAGCAGAUGAUGAAUCCUCCCCAGGCCGACCCCGUGGUUGGAUCAACUGUUGCGACUCCCCAGCCCGAAGUAUCACAGCCGCCGAGGACCGAGUCCGUUGUUGUCCCUCCGGGAACCGGCUCAACUUCUGGCUCGUCUCCAACCGCCGCGUCCCACGCCAACUCCCACGCCAACUCCCACGUCAACUCCCACUCCAAUUCUCCUCAGUCACAAAGAAGAACGAACGUGUCUAGCAACCUGAGGUACUCUACGGUCAGCGCUGCGUCCGAACAGACCGGUGCGAGCAAGGAAAGACCUCAGCGCAAAAAGUCAACUUUGCGCGGCGCAUUGGGGAAGCUGUUUGGUCGCAAAAAGAAGGGCAGCCAAGGCUCGUACGACUCGCAGCGCAUGUCGACCUAUAACCCCACGAACCCAAACCAAAACCAACACAAGAGCGUGAGUUUCGGCAGCGGCCGCUCCCGUGCCAUUGACCCUUCCGCUUUAACCCGAACGAAGGAGUCCGAACCAAAGCGAUCGGCGUCUCUGCCGAUCACCGAGUACGACAGAGCAUUAAGGUCUCACUCUAUCGGUCCCCAGGAUAUCACGGCUAUUGAGAGCGCGCGAAAUUCGAUCACAGUCGACCCAUCGCAAUUGCAAACGAGCCGUAAACGUGCGGCUACGUCUACAAUAAGCCAAAUUUAUUCCGCUCCGUUUAGGCGUGAUGGCGAGCUGGCAGGUCUGUCGCCUCGUCCAGCGAGCACCCACGUUCGUGGAAGCCGACUAUUCCACUCCGACGACGAGGACCCUGAGGAAAUCGGCCGCGCAAUUACAAGCGACGUUGGCCACAAGCGACGAUCCAGAAGUCUGAGUGGAAUCAACAACCCCGAAGCAAGGGCUCACGUUCGCAGACGCAGCGAUGAGAUCCAGUAUUGGCGACAGAGUUACGAUCCGGCUUUCUACACGUCACCAGCGACGACCAAUCCUCCUGACGACGAGAACCAAUUUGCAGGACUUGCACCAAUGGACAUGCCCGAAUCCCCGGUUUCCCCUAUAGAGCAAGCACAAACGCCCAUGCGCACUCCCCCUCAACCGUUCUCUUUCGGCAAUUUGACUCACAUGAACGUCAUGGCGGGCAUGAAGAUCACACAAGCAGCCAGUAUCGAGACUCGGAUCGAGACUUUGGAGAGCAGGAUGCAGCGUAUGGAAGACGUGGUCACUCAACUGUGCAACUCGGUUCCUGGAUUCCAGGUCCAGAUGACCCAGCCAGGUCGACCUGCGCCGCCUGUGCCUCCCUCGCAAUCGAGCACUGCUGUGAAUCCCACUCUUCAGCAGGUCGCGCGCCAAAGUGCUCCGAGUUCGAGGUACAGCAACUCGGCACAAUCAAACACCUCUUUUGGCGAAGCUCCUACAUAUGUCGGUUCUCUGCACGUUCACACCGGCAUGAACCGGCCAACCUCCAACGCGACUAUUCGCGGCGUCACCAGUUUGCCUGCUAUGCCUCGCGCUGAAGCCGGCCGGACCACCGAGACCUUUACGGCGGAUCAUUACACGAUGCUCCUCGCGCUCCUCGAGACCGAGAGGUCUUCUAGACAGGCCCUUGAAUCUCAGGUGAAGAAGCUCACGAGGCGCAUCAACAUGAUUUCGGGACCGACUGGCAAUGGCCGCAUGUCUCUGCAGAUGGAGCCCCCGCCGACCGCCAAGUCAUUCGGCAGCGUAUCGGCUUUCGAUCAUGACUCAUCGGACGACGAAGAUGCUGCCGCACGGAACCGCCGUUUCUUGGCUGAGGAUUCCGGCGUUGGCACUGGUGUCGGAGACGAUGACUCGUACUCGGAGGUCUUUGCCACCCCGAAGGAGGAGCAGUCGCACGGCUACGGCGCCUUCGGGGAGGAUUUGCUCGACGAGGACGAUGAUCCUGCGCGUAAGAAGGCGGCCAGGACACUGUCCCUCAGCCGGAUGACGCUGGGCAAGAAGGCGUCGAGAACGGGAGUACGAAGUUGA
Molecule: messenger RNA, 2160 nt
Organism: Colletotrichum gloeosporioides
Lineage: Eukaryota; Fungi; Ascomycota; Sordariomycetes; Glomerellales; Glomerellaceae
Exons: 2
Coding region: 1-2160 (719 amino acids)
Source: RefSeq, a predicted model, not a curated record